GGUUUGUCAAGUGAUUCAUGAAAGAGAAUUAGGUCUUGUUCACUGUUUGUUCGACGACACAUAUACUCAGCUACACACCCCUCAGCCUCUCUUCUCCCAUACUUGCAUCCUCACCUUUUCCUCUUUCUUCUUAUUCUUUCCCAAGAAAAAAACAAGAAAGAAACACAGCAGUAACAGCCUUCAUCAUGCACUUCUACUCCAUCACCGCCCUCUUCAUGGCCGUCGUCGCCAUCGCAGCACCCGCCAACGAAGUCCAAGAAUGCUGCUGCUGCAACAUCAACGAACCAGCGAUAGUCUGCACCCAACGCGCCCUAAAAGACUGCAUCUGUCCUGCCGUCAUGUGUCCCGAAGACGCCCCGACUCUCCGGCCCAACUCUCCGACUCCCACCGCUAUUGAAAAGCGUCAAGCAGAAGAAGAGACACCAAAGUCGGAACCUUGCUGCUGCUGCAACGCAGGCAGGGGAGCAAUCGUAUGCACCAUCCGAAAGCCGGAAGAGGACCAGACGUGCAUGUGUCCCAUGGUUCUCUGUCCUUCCGACGCUCCGACCGUGACCGAGGGUCCAGGCGUCGCCAAAGAGACGGGGAACUAGAUCCUUUUAAUGACCAGGGGGGAAAAGGAUGCAACAUGAACGCGCUUUUUGGGGAUAAAUUUCACGCCUUGUAUAUACUUGAAGGAUCCCUUUUUUUCACGUAUCGAAUAAGGAACAUCUUACGUGUUAUUC
Fusarium vanettenii 77-13-4 is the source of this 722-nucleotide messenger RNA. RefSeq lists its product as uncharacterized. NCBI's taxonomy places the organism in Eukaryota, Fungi, Ascomycota, Sordariomycetes, Hypocreales, Nectriaceae. The coding region runs from base 186 to 590 and encodes 134 amino acids. The record is from RefSeq and is a predicted model, not a curated record. The transcript has a single exon.